AUGACGGAGAGCGGCGGGGCUCUGCAGCGCCUGAGGAAGUGUUGCUUCCACUGCCACACACCACACUGUCAGUUCUGGCCACCAUCUUGCUUCACCCAAGAAGAAGCCAUGACUGCCUUCAAAGGCAUCUGGACUAAGGAGUUCUGGCGCUGUGUGGGGGCCGAGUUCUUCGCCAUGCUGCUCUUCGUCCUGCUCAGCCUCGGCUCGACCAUCAAUUGGGGGGCUGUUAGUCAGGAUCCCCAACCCCCUGACCUGGUGCUCAUCUCGCUCUGCUUUGGCCUGAGUAUUGCCACAAUGGUGCAGUGCUUCGGCCACAUCAGCGGUGCUCAUAUCAACCCGGCAGUCACAGCAGCCAUGGUGGUGACCAGGAAGCUCAGCCUGGCUAAAGCAGUCUUCUACCUGCUGGCCCAGUGUGUAGGAGCCAUAGUGGGGGCUGCUAUUCUCUUUGGGGUCACCCCAGCCUCUGUCAGGGGAGGCAUGGGGGUCACAACGGUAAAUACAAGCAUCUCGGAGGGAAACGCUCUGGUCAUAGAACUUUCCAUCACCUUUCAGCUGGUCUUCACUGUGUUUGCUACCUGUGACCACAGACGUAAUGACCUGAAGGGGUCAUCUGCUUUGGCUAUCGGCCUGUCUGUGUGUGUUGGUCACCUGUUUGCUACUCCCUACACAGGACCAGUAUGAACCCCUGCCAGAUCCGUUGGCCCACUGAUCACAUGGAGCUGGAAACCACUGUGGCCUUAUUUCUUGGGUCCAACUCUGGUUGGGGCUCUGGCUGCAGCCCUUAUAUACCUGCUGUUCUGUCCGGACCCAGAGCUGAAGAGACGUUACUCCGAGGCCUUCAUCAAGACUCCCUUCACUGCCACUAAACACCGGCAGGACUCAGUCACAGCCCAUGAGCCUCUCUUUACUGUUAUGGAUGUGGAGAGAGCCGAGAGGAAGGAACGAGAGAGGGAGAGGGAGGUGUCGGGGGAGGUGUUGUCCUCCGUAUGA
This is a messenger RNA of Morone saxatilis (striped sea-bass), 990 nucleotides long. RefSeq names its product aquaporin-4-like. The record is from RefSeq and is a predicted model, not a curated record. NCBI's taxonomy places the organism in Eukaryota, Metazoa, Chordata, Actinopteri, Moronidae. Gene Ontology annotation, molecular function: water channel activity. Gene Ontology annotation, biological process: transmembrane transport. Gene Ontology annotation, cellular component: basolateral plasma membrane; plasma membrane.